This is a messenger RNA of Setaria italica (foxtail millet), 2119 nucleotides long. Its product is annotated as protein kinase PINOID 2. Lineage: Eukaryota; Viridiplantae; Streptophyta; Magnoliopsida; Poales; Poaceae. Gene Ontology annotation, cellular component: plasma membrane; cytoplasm; nucleus. Gene Ontology annotation, molecular function: protein serine/threonine kinase activity; ATP binding. The coding region runs from base 306 to 1892 and encodes 528 amino acids. The transcript has 2 exons. Gene Ontology annotation, biological process: protein phosphorylation. The record is from RefSeq and is a predicted model, not a curated record.
CUCUCUCGUUUUUCUUCAAAAUAUGCUUACCCAUCUAUACUUACUGCUUGGGUUUACUCUGGUGCAGUGGAGCUAGCUGCUUGAGGACACUGAACCAGGUAGUUUCCAACUAGCCUUGGGGGUCCAAUGAUGCAAUGAUUCUUGCCUAUAUAAUUAUCCAUGCAAGUGGAGAAAAAGGUGAAUCAACUCUGCUAGAUCCUGGGGAAUAGUUAUAUACUUAACAAUAGAUACUCUACAGGAUAAAGCUGGCUUAUGUGACUUUAAACCUUUUUAAACUUGCCAUCCACACGACCACACAUUAGCUCAUGGCACCCUCAGUCCACAGCUGCUUAUAUAGUAACAGGGAGCUGGGAGGUAGAGAGGAGGUCCUAGCUUCUCUUUGGUUUCUCAUUGCAUUGCCUUGCUGCCUUAGAGCCUCAAUGGCUACCAUCAGAGAGGAGUCCGACUACGACAGCAGCCGGUCCUCGCUCACGGCGCCAGGCUCCCGCCGGAGCUGGAUCAGUGACAUUGGCAGCUCCAGCUCGGUCUCGGUGCGCUCCUUCGGCGGAGGCUGGGACACACCAGCCUCGUCAUGCCGCCAUAAGCCCCACAAGGCGAACCAGGCCGAGUGGGAGGCCAUCAGGCGCAUCCGAGCUGCCGCUGGCCGCAUCGGGCUGGAGCACUUCCGCCUGGUGCGGCGCCUGGGCAGCGGCGACCUCGGCAACGUCUACCUCUGCCAGCUGCGUGAACCCUGGUCGACGGGGUGCCUGUACGCCAUGAAGGUGGUGGACAAGGACGCGCUGGCGUUCCGCAAGAAGCUGCGGCGGGCGGAGGUGGAGCGUGAGAUCCUGCGCACGCUCGAUCACCCCUUCCUGCCGACAUUGUACGCUGACUUCGAGGCGGCGCACUACGCCUGCCUCGUCAUGGAGUUCUGCCCCGGCGGCGACUUGCAUGUGGCCCGGCAACGGCAGCCCGGGAGGCGGUUCAGCAUCUCCUCGGCGAGGUUCUAUGUGGCGGAGACGGUGCUGGCGCUGGAGUACCUGCACAUGAUGGGGGUGGUGUACAGGGACCUCAAGCCGGAGAACGUCCUGGUGCGCGGCGACGGCCACAUCAUGCUCUCGGACUUCGACCUCUCCCUCAAGUGCGACGUCGUGCCGAGGCUUCUCCGCCACAACAGCCACCCCCACAAUGGCAGCGCCGCCGGGCGAGCGGACGCGGCCAAGCCGUCCUGCGUCCCGCCGAUCCAGCCGGUGCUGUCGUGCCUCUUCAAGGGCGUGCACAAGUGCCAAGCAAAGGAGGAGGCCGCGCCGAGUCGUCCCGGCGGCGACGGCGAGACGUCGUCGGAGCCCGCCGCCGACACCACCAACCCGGAGGUGGUGGUGGAGCCGGUCUCGGCGCGGUCCAAGUCCUUCGUGGGCACGCACGAGUACCUGGCGCCGGAGGUGAUCUCCGGGCAGGGCCACGGCAGCGCCGUCGACUGGUGGACGCUGGGGGUGUUCAUGUACGAGAUGAUCUACGGGCGGACGCCGUUCAAGGGCGAGAGCAACGACAAGACCCUGGCCAACAUCAUCAAGCAGCCGCUGGCGUUCCCGCGGGUGGCGGCGGCGGCGAGCGGCAGAGAGUGGGACGAGCACCUCCGCGCGCAGGACCUCAUGAGCCAGCUCCUGGCCAAGAACCCCAAGAAGCGGCUGGGCGGGUGCACGGGCUCCGCCGAGGUGAAGCGGCACCAGUUCUUCAAGGGCGUGAACUGGGCGCUCGUCAGGUCCGUCCGGCCGCCCGAGGUGCCCAAGCCGCCGCCGCCGGUGGCGCCAGCGGCCGCGGCGCAGAAGAAGAAGGUGAUGAUGAUGAGCAGGAAGGAGCGGCAGGAGCCCUACAACCCCGUCCGGCCCGACGAACGCUUCGAGUACUUCUGAGCUGGCGUUCGAUCUUGUCUGAAGGUCCAUCGGCGGAUCGAUUAGUGAAAGUGUACAUACAGUAGCGCGACAGGAGCACCAAGCUGUAGAAACCCGUGGCUGGCUGGCCAAUAAAACCGCCUCCUCGACGCGGCUAGUUUGCAGGGGAAAAUCGAGCGUUUCUUUGCUCAGGUUUUUGUGUUAGUUUCGUCGCUGCCAACAUGAUGGGUUGAUCGAUUUUGUUGGAA